AUGGCCAUUCUACGCGAAAUACGGAGAAGAUGCAACUUCCAGUCAGCCCACGACCGCGUGCUCUGGGGGGCUGCGGUCAUGGGCUUCUUCUUUCUACUGAGGCGGUCGGAGUACCUCGCGGAUGGUACAAAGGUGAAGCCAUAUAUUAUUCGAGUCAACGACGUGCAAUUCCUCUCCACGCAAGGGGCCCCGGCUCGCUCAAUCGACAAGGUGGCUGCAGUCUCGAUCAAGUUCCGCGGGAGCAAGUCAGACCAAGUCGGGGCCGGGGCUACGAGAACACUACACAGAUCGGGCUCUGCAUGGCUGUGCCCAGUGCUAGCAACAUGGGAGCUAGCACAGAAUGCUCGCAUGUUCGGCAGCAAUGAAGCUCUGUGCUACCGGUACCGGCAAGGUCCUCGCCGCAAAUCGUCUGGCUGA
Messenger RNA from Phytophthora sojae, 417 nucleotides. RefSeq lists its product as hypothetical. The coding region runs from base 1 to 417 and encodes 138 amino acids. The transcript has a single exon. Gene Ontology annotation, biological process: DNA recombination; DNA integration. Gene Ontology annotation, molecular function: DNA binding. The record is from RefSeq and is a predicted model, not a curated record. NCBI's taxonomy places the organism in Eukaryota, Oomycota, Peronosporomycetes, Peronosporales, Peronosporaceae.